Molecule: messenger RNA, 2625 nt
Organism: Saccharomyces eubayanus
Lineage: Eukaryota; Fungi; Ascomycota; Saccharomycetes; Saccharomycetales; Saccharomycetaceae
Gene: PLC1
Product: phosphatidylinositol phospholipase C
Exons: 1
Coding region: 1-2625 (874 amino acids)
Biological process (GO): lipid metabolic process; phosphatidylinositol-mediated signaling
Molecular function (GO): calcium ion binding; phosphatidylinositol-4,5-bisphosphate phospholipase C activity
Source: RefSeq, a predicted model, not a curated record
AUGAGUGAAAGUGUUAUAGACGUCCAAGGGUUUAAUUUUAAAAAGGGGCGUGAACACAGCUCAUGUAGAGAUCAAAGGAAAAUAACACAAAAGGAUGAUGUCAUUAUUUCUGCAGGAUCUUCUCAAUGCUCUCUAAAUUCUGAGCAUAAAAGUGUAAGCAGUGGGAGUAGCAGCACCUUGAGGAAAAGUAUAAGAUCAAUUUUCAAAAGAGCUGUUGAUCUACCAAGGGUUAACAUGGGCCCCCUGACAUAUUCGUAUAGUAUAAAUGACCUUGUUAAUAAAAGGUUAAGGAAAGAAUGUGAUCUUAUUACAUUAUGCCACAUACUGCAAAGAGGAAUUAAAAUGAUUAGAAUAACGCGAAGGAAACGAAAAUUUUAUGAAUUUAAGCUAAUAAACAACAACGGACAAAUAAUAUGGAAAGAUGGUUCGAAAUUUCUUGAAUUAGAUUCUAUCAAAGACAUUAGAAUUGGUGAUAUGGCGAGUACCUAUCAAGAGGAGGUUGAUCCGAAAAGAUUAAGGCAUGACAGUAAACUUUGGAUCACUAUUAUUUACAAGAUUUCAAAUAAGUUAAAGGCGUUACACGUGGUUGCUUUAAAUGAAUCGGACUUCAAUACUUUUCUAAGCUGCAUUUGUGGUUUAGUAACAAUAAGGAGAGAGCUAAUGGAAAGCAUACUUCUGCCCGAUAAUUCGCAAUUCGCUAGGAUACAUUGGCAAAUCACUGUCUCUGAGAAGGAAGAAGACGAGGAAAGGGAUACAUUGAGCUUUGGAGACGUGAAAAAGCUGUGUGACAAAUUUCAUAUUUAUGUCUCUACAGGUCAGCUGUUACAGACUUUCCAAAUGGCUGACAUCAAUCAUAAUGGACUGUUAAAUUAUUUUGAAUUUGAGAAAUUUAUCAAGAUUCUGAAAAAUAGAAAAGAGGUGAAUAUGCUCUGGCUUAAAGUCACAAAACAUCCACACUCACAUUUGUCAUUUGAAGAAUUUUACCGAUUUUUAAUCAAUGAACAACAGGAACAGGUGAGUCGCGAAACUGCAUGGUCCUCCUUCACUAAAUACAAAGAGCCAACUCAGUUGAUAAUGGGACAAGAUGGUUUUACCAAAUUUUUAAAAGAACAGCCAUAUUUGGUUGAUGUUGAAGAAGAAUUAUAUUCCAGGCCGUUGAAUCAUUAUUUUAUUGCAUCUUCACAUAAUACUUAUCUACUAGGGAAACAAAUUGCAGAAACACCGUCUGUGGAGGGUUACAUCCAAGUAUUACAACAAGGUUGUAGGUGUGUAGAGAUUGACAUUUGGGAUGGUGAGAAUGGCCCGGUGGUGUGCCACGGAUUUUUAACGUCGGCUAUCCCUUUGAAGACCGUUAUACAUGUGAUUAAGAAAUAUGCUUUUAUUACGUCCCCGUAUCCGCUAAUUAUCUCAUUAGAAAUCAAUUGUAAUAGGGACAAUCAAAAAUUAGCAGGCUUGAUAAUGAAAGAGAUUUUGGCGGAGCAGCUUUACUUUUCCGCGACAGUAACUGAUAAAUUACCAUCGCCUAAAGAAUUAAAGCAUAGGAUAAUUUUGAAAUCCAAGAAGACAAGUCAACUGGCUGGAAGUGGUAAUUUUGGUGAAUUGUUUCCAUCUUCUUUCAGUUCUUCUUACGAAUCGUCUAAUGAACAGGAUAAUAAAAUGAAGGACGAUUACACAAACAACAGCAGUAGCAAUAAUAGUAACAAUACCAAUUCUUCUAGUAUGCAGCGGAUUAAAAGAAUCGGAUUGAAAAAGCACGUUGACAUAAUUAAUGAUAUUUUAAGUAUAUCCGGAAUACACGGCAUAAAAUUCAGAAACUUUUCUUUGCCUGAAUCUAAAACGACAGCACAUUGUUUUUCAUUGAAUGAGCAUAAAGUGGAAUACAUGCUUAGAGACAAGAAUUUAAAGCUUUCAUUGGAUAAACAUAAUAGAAGAUAUUUGAUUAGAGUCUAUCCUCACGUUCUAAGGUACAAGUCAACAAAUUUCAACCCUAUACCCUUUUGGAAAAUGGGAGUUCAGAUGGUUGCCACAAACUGGCAAACGAACGAUAUCGGACAACAACUCAAUUUGGCCAUGUUUCAAAUCUUGGAUCGUCAACCUGAUGGGAGUUUUAAGUCGGGAUAUAUACUAAAACCGAAAAAACUGCUACCAGUCGUAACAAAGGCCAAGAUGAUCCCGCUGCUUUAUAAACAUUUGGCGAAUGACAAUGACCCAGUAACUAUAAAAAUAAAGAUACUUUCCACACAAUUAUUGCCAAGGUUACAAGAUACAACGGCAAGAAGAAACGACACCAGUUCGUAUGUUAAAAUAGAAUUUUAUACAGACGAAGAACCGAUCGUGCCCAUCUCAGUUGAUGAGGGUACAAAGAUUUCCGCGACAGAGGCAUCCACUAAGAGUUGUCGAGGAAAUGGAUUCAACCCGAUUUGGGAUGCCCAGGUUUCUAUCACACUGAAAGAUACGGAACUCACCUUUAUAAAACUCAUGGUAAUUUCUGAAGAGGCCCCGAUUGCGUCAGUUUGUUUGAAACUGAGCUAUUUGAGGAUGGGCUAUCGUCACAUUCCACUAUUCAACAUGGAGGGGGAGCAAUAUAUCUUUUGCACUUUAUUUAUUCAUACACAAAUUCUAUAA